AUGUCUAAACGGGCGGUUCCUGAAAUGGCGUUUGACGUCAGUUCUUCAGAUGAUGAUGCACCCGAAGAAGUUAGUGUAACUUCCUCCCGGCAGCAAGGUAUCUCUCAACUCAAGGACCUCAGAGAAUCUCUGAGGAAAGGUAAAGAAGAGGAACGAGAGAGAAGACGACAGAGAAAUGAAAUGUUCAAAAUUCAGAAGGAAAAGAAGUUAAAAGACCUCAGUAAAAGAAAACUGCCAGACGAUGUUCUAGAAGCUAUUUCUGCAAAAUCAGCCAUGAAAACACACAAAAAGGAAGUGCCUUCCAAAAAAGCAGUUUCCAGAAGCGACGGAGAUGAUGAAGGUGGUCAUAGUGAAGAAGAGGACAAGAAUUCAGAUGCUGGGGACAAUGACCUGUCAGACAGUGGGGUGGAAGGAAGUGUUAAAGGCUACAGUGGUGUUGAAGAUUUUAUCCCUCUUGGGUCGGGCAGUGGUUUGGCCUUAGUUACUCCCGGAGCAAUAGCAAAAGUAGCACAAACAGCUGCCCAGAAGGCUCUUAGUUUCAAACAGAAUCGGCUCUACAAUCAGCGGAUUCCUAGAGAAAAUGCACAGCAGAGGAGAGCAAAGAUGAUCAAGCGCAAAGUGGCAAAUCCGAUGAAAUGA
This is a messenger RNA of Candidula unifasciata, 639 nucleotides long. Lineage: Eukaryota; Metazoa; Mollusca; Gastropoda; Stylommatophora; Geomitridae. The record is from the annotation of a GenBank genome assembly.